Guillardia theta CCMP2712 is the source of this 1206-nucleotide messenger RNA. RefSeq lists its product as hypothetical. The transcript has a single exon. The record is from RefSeq and is a predicted model, not a curated record. NCBI's taxonomy places the organism in Eukaryota, Cryptophyceae, Pyrenomonadales, Geminigeraceae. Bases 1 to 1206 code for a protein of 401 amino acids.
AUGGCGGCGCUACCAUCGCCGCCACAAGUGGCUGGGCAGCAGGCACCGCAGGAAGCUGCUCAUGAGGUAGCGCACGAUGCUGAAAGGGCGCAUCCGAGCUCCUUCUCGUUGGAGUCAGCGCACGAGUAUGCAGGACAAGCUGUGCCCCCGCUCAAUGGUGGCGAGGGGGUCCUGUCUGAUGGCCAAGCGGAAGAUGCGAAGGUGGAUGGCGAUGGGACGAGGGUGAAGUCGAAGAGCUGGAACACGUCGGCAGACAUCCGACUGAUGCACUCUGCGAACGAGCCGACGGCAAGGGCUAUCUUCAAGGGUUUUUUAGAAAAUGAGGAUAAGAUCGACUCUCCAGCGAGGGGUCCUUUGAACGAGCAAUUUUGGGUGACUGUGGCCGGCAUUUUCAAUGACCCAGGAUAUGCACCCAGCAACAAGUACCCUCAAGAUCGAAUUGUAUCCUCCCUUCGUCCUGACAUGAUUCCUGAUCCUCGGGACGCUACCUAUCUUCGAGCUCAGUUCAGAAAACUUUGCUCUGCGUAUCUAUCAGCAAGAGAGUGGUACGAGAGGGACGCUAGAGGUGACGCGCACUUCUAUGAAUAUUGCCAUAGUGGAAAUCAGAGCAAAAAAGACAGCAAGACCGGUCAAACGCGGAAUAAUCGGGUGAUUUAUUACUUUCACCUGCUGUACAAAGACGACCCAAAUUUCCAAUCGAUCGCACGUGUGUACCAAAACAGCGCUAGGAGGUCCGGAGCUUCCGAAAAGAAUGGAUCUAUCAGCGACAAUGCUGAGUCAGGUCAUAACGCGGGCAUACAGAGCCAUUCUUCCGGAGGACGAGGACUGAUGCCCGUUUCGUCGACGAUAUCAUGCGCUCCAGCUGACUUCGCGACAGAGGGGAGGAUGCAGAGGCUUUCUAGCAUGCACGCGCAAGACAUGAACGUGAAGUGUGCCAAAUCGAUGGAGGAGGCGCUAGGCGUCCUCAGAGAGUUGGUGGCUGAGCGUCAGUCCAAGAAACGGCUGAGAGAGUCCCGCGAAAGCAUCCGAAAGUCGUCGGAAAUAACAGAUGCAGUCACAAGGUUGCAGAUGCAAUUGCGUGAGCUGCGGCAGGACUUGGCGGUGGAGAAUUUGGAAACGGAAGAGCGAAAGAUAUUGGAGAAACAAAAGCAGCUUGCUUUGAGUCAAAUCCAAAAGCUCCAGCUUGAACUGGAAUCAACAACAUGA